AUGGCAACUCCAGAUGAAGAUUUCUCGGGCUUGCCUCUGCAAGAGAGACUUGUGCACAAGUCCUGGAAGGCUCGCUCUGGCGCAUACGACGAACUCAGCAAGAUCUUUGCUACUCUCGACCCGGACGCCGAUGCCGAAUAUAAGAAAUGGCAGGAUUCUCUCAAAGCAAUCGUCGCCGAUAGCAAUGCAGUUGCACAAGAAACCGGACUUGGCGCCGUCAUGUCGUACGUUACGAACGCUCCUAAUGCCAAGAAGACAAGGAGUGUACUCGCAUCAAGCAUCGUAGACAAAUGCCUCGGGUCUGUCAGAGCGGGCACGCGGCAGAAGGCCCUCGAUGUUUUGUUGAUGUAUAUCGAGAUCGAUGUGGCUGACCCAAUCAUCGAAGAAAUCCUGCCGUCCUUGGCCCACAAGAAUCCAAAGAACGUUACAGCAGCAAUCACUGCGCUCAGGGAAGCCAUCCGACAAUUUGGCACUCGCGUGGUCAGUGUCAAGCCGAUUGUCAAACAACUGCCGAAAAUCUUUGACCAUAAGGACAAGAACGUCCGAGCUGAAGGGACAGCCCUCGCUAUGGAGCUGCACCGCUGGCUAGGCGCUGCGUUGAUCAGCACUUUAAACGACUUGAAACCGGUUCAACUUAAGGAACUGACUGAGCAAUUCGCCGCUGCGUCGACCGACAAGGCAACGCCCGAACGCCUUCUACGUUCGGAGCAGGUGAAAGCCACUGUACCGCAGGUCGACGAAGAUCUCAACGGCGAUCCGGAUGAUGCCGAAGCCACUGAAGAACCGGACGCUGCCGAACCUCUGGAUCUAUUUGAUCCGGUAAAUGUCCUCGACAAGCUCCCGAAGGACUUCUACGAGCAGCUUGCCUCUGCAAAAUGGAAGGACCGGAAGGAGGCACUCGAAGCCUUGUACGAAGUCGCCAAGGCACCUAAGCUCGAAGAUGGACGAUACGGCGAACUUGUUGGUGCGCUCGGAAAGCGUAUCAACGACGCCAACCUUUUAGUCGUUACUGCGUCGGCGAAUUGCAUUGCUGCGAUUGCCGGCGGUUUACGCACCACUUUUACUCAAUACAAAUCACUUGUGGUUACGCCCGUCAUCGAAAAAUUCAAGGAGAAGAAGCAGACCGUCGUCGACGCCUUACGCUCUGCUGUAGACGCGGUGUAUCUUGCCGCUGGCAUUAAUUCGAUAGCAGAAGACAUCGUCGGCGGUGUCGGUCAUAAAAACCCCCAAGUUCGGACAGAAUCAUUGAAAUGGGCAACUCGUUCUUUGAAGGACACCCGUCAAGUCCCAGGAAAGCCGGAAAUCAAAAUCCUCAGCGAAGCUCUUGCUAAGGCGCUCGACGACAGCGAUGCGGGAGUCAGAGAAUCUGCCGCUGAGGCCUUCGGGACGUUUAUGAAAGUUGUGACGGAACGUGUGCUUGCCAGCACUACGGAGAAAAUCGACCAUUUGAAACUUUCCAAAGUUAAAGAGUACUUCGACAAGGCCGAGAUCCGUGCUAAGGCUGCCCCUCCUCCUGCAGCGAAGAAGGUUGCUGCGAAACGACCAGCAUCUGCGCCUGCAGUAAAGCCCCUGAAACCAGCGCCACCGGGGCAACCAAAAUCAAAUUCACCUCCGCCUCGAAAGUCUACUACCGCGAAGGCAGCCGCACCGAAGCAACGACCAUCUGCGGCAGCGGCACCGGUUCGCGCG
Messenger RNA from Fimicolochytrium jonesii, 1689 nucleotides. Its product is annotated as armadillo-type protein. Gene Ontology annotation, molecular function: microtubule plus end polymerase activity; microtubule plus-end binding. Gene Ontology annotation, biological process: mitotic spindle organization; microtubule polymerization; establishment or maintenance of microtubule cytoskeleton polarity. Gene Ontology annotation, cellular component: microtubule plus-end; centrosome; spindle pole. Lineage: Eukaryota; Fungi; Chytridiomycota; Chytridiomycetes; Spizellomycetales; Powellomycetaceae. The transcript is spliced from 2 exons. The annotation marks the transcript as partial. The record is from RefSeq and is a predicted model, not a curated record.